Messenger RNA from Poeciliopsis prolifica (blackstripe livebearer), 3384 nucleotides. RefSeq names its product septin 5b (gene septin5b). The coding region runs from base 44 to 1300 and encodes 418 amino acids. Gene Ontology annotation, cellular component: microtubule cytoskeleton; septin ring; septin complex. Gene Ontology annotation, biological process: regulation of exocytosis; cytoskeleton-dependent cytokinesis. Gene Ontology annotation, molecular function: molecular adaptor activity; GTP binding; GTPase activity. NCBI's taxonomy places the organism in Eukaryota, Metazoa, Chordata, Actinopteri, Cyprinodontiformes, Poeciliidae. The transcript has 12 exons. The record is from RefSeq and is a predicted model, not a curated record.
CCAGGCACCGUCUGAAUGCGCCUCCAGGAAGUCGCGGUGACAGAUGUGCUUUUCUCCGAGUGAUUCUGGCUCGUUUUGGCUCGUGCCUGCUCCCGUCCUGUCCCCGUGCCGCGGUCACGGACGUUCGGUUCGGUUCGGUUCCGACUCGCCCCUUCCAUUCAGCCAGGCAGCGUCUUCCACCGGGUCAGACAUGACGUCCAUCAGCAGGUACCGGAGCCGCGCACUCCGAGCAGAGGAUUCGGAGGACAAAGAGUAUGUGGGAUUUGCGACGCUGCCCAACCAACUGCACAGAAAGUCAGUGAAGAAAGGCUUCGACUUCACACUCAUGGUGGCAGGUGAGUUUGGUCUGGGUAAAUCUACGCUGGUCAACAGCCUGUUCCUCACUGACCUGUACAAAGAGAGGAAGCUGCUCAACGCUGAGGAGCGAAUCAAGCAGACGGUGGAGAUCACAAAGCACACGGUGGACAUCGAGGAGAAGGGCGUGAAGCUGAAGCUCACCAUCGUGGAUGUGCCAGGUUUUGGAGACGCUGUCAACAACACAGAGUGCUGGACUCCGGUAACAGACUACAUCAACCAGCAGUUUGAACAAUACUUCAGGGAUGAAAGUGGGCUGAACAGGAAGAACAUCCAGGAUAACAGGGUCCACUGCUGCCUUUACUUUAUAUCCCCGUUUGGACAAGGGCUCCGUCCCAUCGAUGUGGAGUUCAUGAAGGCCCUUCAGGACAAAGCCAACGUGGUUCCACUCAUCGCUAAGGCCGACUGCCUCACGCCUUCUGAGAUAAAGAGGCUCAAAGAACAGGUGAGGGAAGAGAUCGAUAAGUUUGGGAUAAAGAUCUACCAGUUCCCCGACUGCGACUCUGAUGAAGAUGAGGAGAUCAAACAGCAGGAUAAAGGGCUGAAGGAGAGCCUUCCGUUUGCAGUGAUCGGCGGGAACACAGUGCUGGAGGUCAGAGGUCAGAGGGUGAGGGGCCGCCUAUACCCUUGGGGGAUCGUAGAGGUGGAGAACCCGUCCCACUGUGACUUCGGGAAGCUCAGGAACAUGCUGAUUAGGACGCACAUGCACGACCUGAAAGACACCACCAACGACUGUCACUAUGAAAACUACCGGGCCCAAUGCAUCCAGAACAUGACCAGUAAGAUGAAUGCAGAUAAACGUGUGGAGAGUCCCAUCCCCAUCCUGCCUCUGUCCACGCCUGCCGUGGAGACAGAGAAGCUUAUCAAGAGGAAAGAUGAAGAACUGAAGAGGAUGCAGCAGAUGCUGCAGAAGAUGCAGCAGCAGAUGCACGGGCAGGACCUGUGACCUCUGAUCGGCCUGUUCACAGCAGCGAUAAUCUCACACACACACACACGCACACGCACACACACACACACACACACACACACACACGCAUGGUGUAAUCCACACUGCUCUCCUUCUUUCAGGGACGAGAUGAGAAAAUUUCUCUUUGCCAAUUAACAGAUAAAGUGUUUUUAAGACAGCAUGCUUUCUGUUCAGUGCAGUCCUUAGCCAAGUGAUCUAUAGAUUUUUAGCCAGUAGGUUGAAUUGAUCAGAUAGACUAAAGUAGAUGCAAUGCUUUGCUGAAUUACUGAAUAAGUAUUCCAACAGUGGUCAAUUGUUAUGAUGCUUUUGAAUAUAAAGAUCAGAAAUUUUUAUAUUUUUAGAAACAGGAAACGGUUUGAGAAUUGAGUUUUCAUAGAUAUUUAAAGUCAUUAGAUAUAAGAAAUAAGGACUUCCUGUUGUGACAGAAAAAAACAACAACAAAAAACCCCCAAAAGCACAAUAUUAGAUGCAGAAGUCUUGACUUAUUGAUGGAGUUUGGAUAAAUGACUGUAAGGAGACUCCUGGUAGUUUUCUAACAGGGAUCUUUGUUCACAUAACAUCAGAGGUUUGGGUUCCUCAUCAUGGUCUUUAUUAUCAUAUUCAUCCUGAACUUUGAAUGCUGCAUGAAGCAGCAGUUUAAGAGACAACUUUAAUGAAUCUUAAAAGCAAGAAAAAGUACGCAUGUUUGAAUUUAUGGUGGACUUUCUAAAAUCCACAUAAGCUCAAAUGUAUAAAUACCCAGUGCAUAGAGUUAAUAAAUCCAGGUUUUGCUGCUUGUGGCUGGAUACCAGAGCUUCUUAUCAGAAGUUCAUUUUAAAAGGCAGAAAAGGCUCUUUGGCACAUUACAAAAUAUUUAUAAUUGACCUGAUGUCAGGAAAUUCUAGAAAUAUUAUAUAUAAGGUAGAUGAACAAAAAGUUCAAAUUUUUCAAGUCUAAAACCUUGAUAAGGUAUCACUCUCGCUAUAUGAAUUAAUUAAUCAUAGGUGUUGUUCUUUUAUUUAAUUCGUUUUAGCUUGAUUACUUUACAAAAAUUGCAUGAAGCUAUCUCAGAUAUCCUGAAAUUUACUGUUUUCUCCUCUAAACACAUGUUAAUUUCUCUGAAGAAUAUACAAAAUAAACCUGAACAGCUGUUAACCAUCUCUACAGAGAAAUUAUGAUCAAAUAAAACCAAACAAAGUGUUGUAAACAGUCCUGUUUUUAAUGAACUAUAUGACCCAUUGUUUUGUUUGAUGUCUGAUCUGGUUAUUUCACUCUAAUAUGAAGUGCAGAUGAAUUGUUUUCAAUACGUGAACAUACUGAGUUAUAAGGUAAAGUCUUGAUGGCCUGUGCAGCAGGGUCUACAGGAUCUUUCUAACAUGUCAGGUAUCAAAACAGAAAAAAAUCCUGGUUCUGAUCACACCCAGUGACACACAGACGUCACUAGGUCUCUUGGUUUUAACAUGGCUAAAUGUUUCUAUGCUGGCAAACUUUAUUCAGUUAUCAAAUCUUUGACACAUGUUGUCCAGCUACUUCCUGUCGUCUUUCCCUCCAGUAGUAACUUCCUGUCGUUGACCACGUGACUGGUGUGAUGCGACAUAAACUAAUAGCUGAAAAACAAAUCAUCCUCACUCAAAAAACGUCUUAGCAUUUUGGUUAUUGAAAUUUCUUUGUUUCAAUUAAAGAAAUACAUUUUCUUAUUCCAAUUUUGGCAAUCUUACAGUCAUUGGAAGAAAGACUAGUGUAAAUAUAAUCUCCUUUUAUGUUUCUUACAAGUAAUAACUGACACCAACAUAAAGCUGAUGUUUCCACAAACCUUCAUUUUCUCAGUUCCUGAGAGUUUACAUAUUUAAUCAUCUGCUUUUCUACACUUCUGGGGAAUUGUAAUGAUUUGGAAACAUGAAGGUAAAUCUUGUGAAAUGAACAAUAGCCAGAGGAAAAAACAACAACAAAUGUUUACUGAACUCCCUGACAACAGGAGUUUUCCAGCACUCAGGACUGCAAGACAUUGUUUUUGUUCUGUUUCAGUGGCUGAUCAGACUGUGUUUUAAAAUUUUGUGAUGAUAAUAAAAAUGAUGUGAGAAUUG